CACUCCUCUGAAAGACUCUGACCUGUGUGUGGGAAUUAUACUUGUGGUUUUGUUUUUACUCAUAUCUCGCUAAACAGCCAGAAUAUAAAACUCAUGCAGAACUUUUACAAUGUUCAGAUGCUGGAAUCUGCUGCUGCUUUGUCUCGUCUAUCACAGCGGAAUCACCUCUAUAUCUGUGUCAGGAGAAAAGGGAGGAAACAUCACACUGACAUGUGAACAUGAGACCAAUAAAAUUGUACACAUUGAGUUAUUCAGUGAACCAGGAGAAAUUGAUGUGUGUCAGGAUGAAGAAUGUAGUGGACGAGUGUUUAAAGAAGGAAACUGUGACGUCGUCAUCAAGAAUCUGAGCUUCAGUGACGCUGGGAAAUAUAUUUUGAGAAUGUAUUACAAUAAUGAUCUGACAGAGCUGGAGCGACUAAUCAGGACGUACCAACUUCAUAUUCAUGAUGAGAUUACUGUGAAAACAGGCGAGGAGCUGAAGAUGUCUGUUCUGUUGUCUAAUGCUGAUAAAGUGGAGAAAAGCUCUAGUGGAGAGUGGAGGGAGGUUUGGAGCAGAACUGAUGGGGUUCAGAGCGAUCGACUGAAUGUUACUGAUGGGAACCUGAUCUUUAAAUCGUUUACAGCCAGUGAUGCAGGAACAUACAGAGUUCUGGAUUCAAAAGAAAAAACACUGAUCACAGUGACAAUAACAGAAUCAAAGGAAAAGCUGGACACUGAACAACACAGGAAUUGGAUUGUGCCAGUUUUAGUGUGUUUGGUGAUUCUGGUGGUUCUGAUUGUAAUUUCUGUCAUCAUAUGGCGACGUCGGCACAGAGCUCACACACAGGUUCCAGCAGAGGAGAAUCAAGAGCCCCCACUGGGACUGGAGGAACUAUAAUGAUCUUCACUGAAAGUG
Sinocyclocheilus grahami is the source of this 895-nucleotide messenger RNA. RefSeq lists its product as uncharacterized. Gene Ontology annotation, biological process: negative regulation of T cell proliferation; positive regulation of T cell proliferation; immune response. The record is from RefSeq and is a predicted model, not a curated record. NCBI's taxonomy places the organism in Eukaryota, Metazoa, Chordata, Actinopteri, Cypriniformes, Cyprinidae. Gene Ontology annotation, cellular component: external side of plasma membrane. The transcript is spliced from 6 exons. Bases 110 to 877 code for a protein of 255 amino acids.